This is a messenger RNA of Eremomyces bilateralis CBS 781.70, 2413 nucleotides long. RefSeq names its product mitochondrial division protein 1. The transcript is spliced from 3 exons. Gene Ontology annotation, cellular component: nucleus; transcription repressor complex. The coding region runs from base 365 to 2329 and encodes 654 amino acids. Gene Ontology annotation, biological process: negative regulation of transcription by RNA polymerase II. NCBI's taxonomy places the organism in Eukaryota, Fungi, Ascomycota, Dothideomycetes, Eremomycetales, Eremomycetaceae. Gene Ontology annotation, molecular function: protein binding. The record is from RefSeq and is a predicted model, not a curated record.
UUUUUCGAAUGAUGAAGGGUUAAUUGACAAAUCCUGACCUGACUUGAAUACAUUAACUUAAAUCAAAUAGUUCACUUGAUUGAGUGCCAUAGCACCGAUCUCGGCAUCAGCCGGCUGUAUCUCCAGUGGCUCAGCAAUUUGUUCCAUGUCCUAACUGAACCAUCAAUCAAGUCGAACAGCUCCAACCUGGUUGUGGCGCAACAUCCACCUUGUCGAUGAUCAUAUUGCCCUAAACAAACCAGCACGCGACAUCUCAAACUGUCCAUAUCAAAUCCGCAUUUGCAUGGUAGUCCAAAUGAUGAGCAUGCGACAGACUUAACCCCGACCUCGUUUUCUGUAUUGCAUUUCGAGGGAAUCGAUUCGGAUGGCAGAGCCGUCUCGAGGGAGAGGCUCCCCUCCAUCCAGGCCAUUAACUCCAUCCGAUGACGACCCUUUGAUACCGACCCGUCAAAUCGAAGCCUUUGGCCGCAAAGUCACCGCGACCGCAGGGCAUCUGAUCGGCGGCGGCCCUCUAGGAGAUGGAGGCGUUAGCCAGCAUUAUCAACAUGCUCUCGGAGAGCUUCACCGGGAAUUGAGAAAGCCGGCGCUCCAGCGGUCGAUCUUCAACCUGGCACAGACGACGCCACGCGAAAUCGUCCGAUCCAAGCUCUCCGUCCCCGAAAUCCAACAUCGAGCCCUCUCCUACGUGUCCGACGAGCUCCUCUCACACAUCCCCGAAGACCACAAUUCCUAUUCACUUUUCCAAGGAUUCCAAGCGUCGAUACCGGAAGAGGAGAAAUCUCCGCAUCGGAAGCAUGGCAAACGACGUGACAAGGGGAAGCUAUUGGAGGAUGGCAGUUCGGACGAAUCUGGUCGUCCACGGGUUGCACAGCUCAAGCAUGAGAAAUGGAGCAUGACCCAUCGAUUGGAGAUGAUGGAGGUUCGCAAAAAUAUGUGCAGUGUGGAGAUACGCGAGAUCGAUAACAAGGUCACCAACCUACAAGCAAUGCGCGGGAUCGUCCUCGAACGACUUGCGAACCUCGAGCAGGAAGAGAUGGAACUGGAGAAUGAUAUCGCCACCGUCGAUAAUAAGCUCGAGGUGGCGCAGGAACUCGAAGAUGAGGAGGCAGCGGCCGUGGAGAAGAGUCCGGCAGCAGAGACGGACCCGGGAUCACCUCAAGACGAGUUCAUGUCGGAAUCUCUCUACCAGAAACUGCCGUCAAGGCCCAAACGGAAACGGCCAAACCGGAGGAUAUCCAUGCCAAUCCUUCAUGAGCAUCUCCACCCUGGUUCUCAGAUCAAGGAGUUUCAAGCGCACAACGAUAUGAUCACGGCGAUCGAUUUUGAUUAUCCAUUUGGAACCAUGGUGACGGCCGCACUAGACGAUACAGUACGAGUGUGGGAUCUCAACGCCGGAAGAUGUAUGGGCUUUCUAGAGGGACAUCUAUCCUCCGUGCGUUGUUUGCAAGUCGACGAUAACAUCGUCGCGACGGGAUCGAUGGACGCGACCAUUCGAUUAUGGGACCUCAGUAAGGCAGAAUACUCGCCUCUGGAGACCGAUAACGAUACCGUCCCUGUCGGGGAGGACGACGACGAUGCCUUGGGCUUCAGCAACGAGGAAGACGCCCCUCCACCGCCACCUCCGACGAGCAUGCAAGAAUGCCCCCUUUUCUCUCUCGAAGCCCAUGUCGCCGAAAUCACCGCGCUGCACUUCAAAGGCAACACGCUCGUCUCCGGAUCCGCAGACAAGACACUACGUCAAUGGGACCUUGAAAAGGGCCGCUGCAUUCAAACAUUAGAUGUUCUCUGGGCCGCUGCGCAAGCCUCGGCCACCCUGAACUCCAACGACGGACUGUGGCGGCAGACGGGCCGUUUACCCGACGCUCAAGCCGAUUUCGUCGGAGCGCUGCAGUGCUUCGAAACUGCGCUCGCGUGCGGGACCGCCGAUGGCAUGGUGCGGCUGUGGGACUUGCGGAGUGGGCAAGUGCAUCGGAGUCUGGUCGGCCAUACGGGACCAGUGACGGCACUGCAGUUUGACGAUGUGCAUCUCGUUACAGGAAGUUUGGACCGUAGUAUCAGGAUUUGGGACCUUAGAACGGGCUCCAUAUACGAUGCCUUUGCGUAUGACCACCCCAUUACCAGCAUGAUGUUCGAUACGCGCAAGAUCGUCGCGGCCGAGGGCGAAGACGUCGUGAAGGUCUACGACAAGGUGGAUGGGAAACAUUGGGAUUGCGGUCCGGGUACUGUUGCGGAACAGGGCACGACUCCUACGAUAGAGAAAGUACGGAUCAAGGAUGGGUAUCUAAUCGAAGGUAGAAAAGACGGUAUGGUUGGCAUUUGGUCGUGCUAGAGGGGGCCUAAUCCAGGACGGAGUGUACAUAUUCUGUAUGAUAUGCAUAAACGAAUUGCCUUGUAUUUUGAUCAUUGAUGUAGG